AUGAAGAGGUUGGGAUGCUCGGCGGGAAGGAUCAGUUCGAGAAGGCAAGCAAGGGGAGUUCAUCAAACAAGCCAGAACAACAUUGGCAUUAAAAAAAACCAAGCCGAGGCGGGCGAGUUGCCGGUUGGUUACAGCUCUUUGACCCUUUGGAUGAUUGACCGUGUUCAACCGACCCUUGACCUAAAUGCCUCGGCAAAUGUUCCUUUCGCGGCAUCAUGGCCCGGGUCAUCGCUAGUAAGAGACUCAAUUGGUCUCGAGUACUGUCAAGAUAUUGACAAGCUCACCUCCAUUGUGAAGAGUUAUGGGGCUGCAACGUUUAUUGUCGUCGCGUAUGCAUACUGUCAGAAGCAAUCCAGGCUAUCAUGA
Molecule: messenger RNA, 366 nt
Organism: Fusarium pseudograminearum CS3096
Lineage: Eukaryota; Fungi; Ascomycota; Sordariomycetes; Hypocreales; Nectriaceae
Exons: 8
Coding region: 1-366 (121 amino acids)
Source: RefSeq, a predicted model, not a curated record